Messenger RNA from Williopsis jadinii, 901 nucleotides. RefSeq lists its product as uncharacterized. The transcript has a single exon. The coding region runs from base 305 to 754 and encodes 149 amino acids. The record is from RefSeq and is a predicted model, not a curated record. NCBI's taxonomy places the organism in Eukaryota, Fungi, Ascomycota, Saccharomycetes, Phaffomycetales, Wickerhamomycetaceae.
UUAUCCCCCAACAGAAACGCAAAAUGUCAACUGAACUGGAACAGUCCGUUGCUACAUCCGCACCAUACGAGGUGAGUAUGCUCUUUGCAACCGUCACGGGUUGUUUUCCCAGCACUGUGGAGAUGGUUUAGCUCUGCGCUCUUCAGUUUUCUCUCACCAGCACCAACCCCUUAUUCGAUGUUGAACCUCUUGUACUAACAACGCUGGAAACGAACAGGUGAUUGACACUGAUCCACACUUCAACAGGGUUGUUGGGUUCUUCCGUCCAUGCGACUAUGCUGCCUGGGCCAUUGGAACCGUCGCAAUGCCAGGUCUCUUCACCGUUUUCGAGCGUUUGGACCCGGUCAAUGGGCGCACCUUCACCAAGCCGUCACCAAGCGUAUUAAGAGUCACAACCUUGUUGGGAUUUGUCGGUGGGUUCCUGAUCGCCUACAACAGAUCUUCCCAAAGAUUCUUCGGACACACAGAAAACGCUAGGGAAGUUGCGAAGGACCGUUAUCAAGUCAAGAAGAACCUGAGUCAGGGCCUCCCAGCAUUUGGCCAGAAGCCUUCCAUCACCGCAGACCUUCAGGAGGUUGCCAUGCGCAACUCCAAGAACUCACAGUACGCGCUGUUCUUCUUCCCUUGGUUCUCCUUCUUCACACACGAGUACCAUGGCAUCGACCUGAAGAAGUACUACGAGGUUAGACCAGGUGAAGAGAAGUGGGAAUUCAACCUACCUCCAUACGAAGAUUUGGAGAAGAAGACCAUCUGAACCUGUAAAAGGCUCUACUCUACUUAUUUAUUUAUUUAUCGAACCUCAUUGUUUCUUAUUUAUUCCUGUCGUGCAACAAAUUCGUCAUCAUUAUAUAUCAAAAACAUAUAACAUCCUCCAUAUAUGAAAUCAUAUUAUGCUCUCCAA